This is a messenger RNA of Babesia ovata, 1278 nucleotides long. Its product is annotated as dihydrolipoamide branched chain E2. Gene Ontology annotation, cellular component: mitochondrion; cytoplasm. The record is from RefSeq and is a predicted model, not a curated record. Lineage: Eukaryota; Apicomplexa; Aconoidasida; Piroplasmida; Babesiidae. The transcript has a single exon. The coding region runs from base 1 to 1278 and encodes 425 amino acids. Gene Ontology annotation, molecular function: lipoic acid binding; acetyltransferase activity.
AUGGUUUUUGGUCUAUUUUACCAAAUUGGCGUUCGGGCCAUCCCUCGCACGGUCUGUCGGCGCUUCUUCCACAUAUCGCCCCGCCGUGACAAGCUGACAACCUUCAUGCUGAGUGACAUCGGCGAAGGCAUAUCCGAAGUAGAGCUGGUGCGGUGGCACAAGGCCGUUGGCGAGGAGGUCGAGGAGAUGGAGACGGUUUGCACCGUUCAAAGUGACAAGGCCGCAGUUGACAUCACGAGCCGAUACACGGGCGUAGUCAAGAAGCUUUACGUGGACACCGGCAACAUGAUCAAUAUUGGUUCGCCGCUGAUGGACAUUGACGCGGAGGAUGACACGGAGGUGCAUGCGGCCCCAGUGUCCGCUGAUGUUGCUAAAUCAGCACCUCAGGAACCUGCCGGCUCGUCAUCACCAACUCCUAACGAACCCUUCCAGCGUAAUAAGACAGAAGGCGUCUCCGCCACGCCAGCCGUUCGCCAGUUGGCCAAAAAACUUGAUGUUGAUUUGGAAUCGGUGCGUCCCACGGGUUCCAUGGGACAGGUGACACGUGAGGACGUCGAAAGGUUCGCUGCUAGCAAAAACGCGGGAUCGGAAGUCCCGGGCAAGUUCAUCAAAUUCAACUCCGUCGGUCGCAGCAUGGUGAAGAGCAUGGUUGCGUCUCUGGAGGUGCCGCACGUCACUGUGGGCGAGGACCUCGACCUCACCGAGCUCCGUAAUUUCUACCGUGAGAAGCGUGCCGUGGAGACCGAUGUGAAGCUUACCAUGACUCCAUUCCUGCUCAAGGGAUUGUCCCUCGCUCUGUCUGCCAGCCCCGUGAUGAACUCGAAGUUCAUGGGCGACGGUUACAUGGAGUACUCGGAACACAACAUCAACGUGGCAGUUGCGACGAAUCACGGUCUGCUGGUACCUGUCAUCCACAACGUGGAGUCGAAGACCGUGCGGGAACUGCAACAUGACCUGCUACGCGUGCAGCGCCUUGCCGCGGAAAUGCGCCUGUCACCCGAGGAUAUUCGCGGCGGUACGGCGACUCUGAGUAACCUUGGCGCCAUCGGAGGCACCUACGUUAAUGCGCGUCUGUUUGGCGGGCAGGGGACCAUAGUGGCGCUCGGCGCUGCGCGGAAGCAGCCCCGCUACGUCGGCGACGCGCUCGUACCGCGCGAGGUAGCGAUAAUGGGCGUCACUGCCGAUCACCGCCACAUAGACGGCGCGGCGAUUGCCACUUUCGCCGCGAACUUGAAGGCCAUCCUCCAAGACUUGGACAAAAUGGUACAGCAUUACUGA